Messenger RNA from Meriones unguiculatus (Mongolian gerbil), 5192 nucleotides. It is a transcript of the gene Oxtr, whose product is annotated as oxytocin receptor. NCBI's taxonomy places the organism in Eukaryota, Metazoa, Chordata, Mammalia, Rodentia, Muridae. Gene Ontology annotation, cellular component: membrane. Bases 636 to 1799 code for a protein of 387 amino acids. The record is from RefSeq and is a predicted model, not a curated record. Gene Ontology annotation, biological process: positive regulation of vasoconstriction; regulation of systemic arterial blood pressure by vasopressin; G protein-coupled receptor signaling pathway. Gene Ontology annotation, molecular function: peptide binding; oxytocin receptor activity; vasopressin receptor activity. The transcript has 3 exons.
ACUGCGGGAAAGCCGGCCGCCUUCAGACAAGCGCCGCGUGCAGACGCGCUCUCCGCUUGCCAUGGGUCCGCAGCCCGCCACCAGCAAAGCCGCGGGCUAGGGGACUGCAAAGAUCGACGCGGAGAUCUACCGGCGGUGGCCCCGAAGGUGGCGCCGGCAGCUCUCCCGUCCAGGGCGCAGAGUCCGUGCAUCCCCAAGGCCGUCCGCCGCGCUGCAACUUCCCCGGCGGCAGGCUGACCUGCGGGCUGGCUUCAGGCGGAGCGGCUGACCCCUUCCCCGGGACCCCAGCGCAAGGGCGUCUGCAGAGGCUCAAGAAGGCACCGCGACCCGGGAUUCCCGCCGUCUCCACGGAGGAACCCCCACCGCCGAGCAGUUCCCACGGCUGGGCUGGCGCCCCGAGAGACUCAGGUAACUGCAGAUUCCCAGCAAGGGGACUGGCGCGCGUCCCGAGCGCAGCGCAGCCGUCUUCUCACCGUCCUCCCGGCUCGUUUCAGGGCGGGAACGGCCAGGUCGGUGCCCCACCCCCCACCCCCGGGGGCUCCCGCAGGCACCUGGACGGCGCAUCGGGCCCCGCCCCCCCUCGUGCCACGCUUUAAAGAGCCCGCAAGGCCAGCUGCUCCGUCGCGGUCACGGUCAUGGAGGGCACGCCCGCAGCUAACUGGAGCACCGAGCCGGAGCUCGGGAGCGGCGCGCCACCGGGGGCGGAGGGGAACGGCACGGCCGGGCCGCCGCGGCGCAACGAGGCCCUGGCGCGGGUGGAGGUGGCGGUGCUGUGCCUCAUUCUGUUCCUGGCCCUGAGCGGCAACACGUGCGUGCUGCUGGCGCUGCGCACCACGCGCCACAAGCACUCGCGCCUCUUCUUUUUCAUGAAGCACCUGAGCAUCGCCGACCUGGUGGUGGCGGUGUUCCAGGUGCUCCCGCAGCUGCUGUGGGACAUCACCUUCCGCUUCUACGGGCCGGACCUGCUGUGCCGCCUGGUCAAGUACUUGCAGGUGGUGGGCAUGUUCGCGUCCACCUACCUGCUGCUGCUCAUGUCGCUCGACCGCUGCCUGGCCAUCUGCCAGCCGCUGCGCUCGCUGCGCCGCCGGACUGACCGCCUGGCGGUGCUGGCGACGUGGCUCGGCUGCCUGGUGGCCAGCGCGCCGCAGGUGCACAUCUUCUCGCUGCGCGAGGUGGCCGACGGCGUCUUUGACUGCUGGGCGGUCUUCAUCCAGCCCUGGGGGCCUAAGGCCUACGUCACGUGGAUCACGCUUGCCGUCUACAUUGUGCCGGUCAUCGUGCUGGCCGCCUGCUACGGCCUCAUCAGCUACAAGAUCUGGCAGAACUUGCGACUCAAGACGGCGGCGGCGGCGGCCGAGGGGAAUGACGCCGCCGCCGGUGGGGCUGGGCGCGAGGCCUUGGCGCGGGUCAGCAGCGUCAAGCUCAUCUCCAAGGCCAAGAUCCGCACGGUGAAGAUGACCUUCAUCAUCGUACUGGCCUUCAUCGUGUGCUGGACGCCUUUCUUCUUCGUGCAGAUGUGGAGCGUCUGGGACGUGAACGCGCCCAAGGAAGCUUCUGCCUUCAUCAUCGCCAUGCUCUUGGCCAGCCUCAACAGCUGUUGCAAUCCCUGGAUCUACAUGCUCUUCACAGGCCACCUCUUCCACGAACUCGUGCAGCGCUUCCUCUGCUGCUCUGCCGGUUCCCUGAAGGGCGGCCGGCCUGGAGAGACAAGCGUCAGCAAGAAAAGCAACUCAUCCACCUUUGUCCUGAGCCGCCGCAGCUCCAGCCAGAGGAGCUGUUCUCAGCCAUCAUCAGCAUGAGCCACAGGCCUGGCCUAGCCUCUGGGUUGUGCGGACUCUGGUCUUCCCCCCUGGUGGCCGUGCAUGGAGCUGUAUAAGGUGCCUAUUGGUGUGUGACCCUCCUCUUUUUGGGAUAGCUAGGGUGUGACUUGAAGUGGGGAAUUGUCUCUAUGGGAAAUGAUAGGGUCACUCAGCCAUCAGAGGGUCACCUGGAUACCCACCUUCUUUCUUCCUUCCUUCCUUCCUUCCUUCCUUCCUUCCUUCCUUCCUUCCUCCUUCCUUCCUUCCUCCUUCCUUCCUUCCUUCCUUCCUUCCUUCCUUCCUUCUUUCUUUCUUUCUUUCUUUCUUUCUUUCUUUCUUUCUUUCUUCUUUUUUUUUUUCUUUCUUCUUUUUCUUUUACUUGUUUAUUCUGGGAUCUUGUGAAAGGCAGUAUGCCUAGGAUUGGUGGCCAGUUAUGUGAGGAAACCCAGUGGGCUGGGAUGAGGAAUGCAGAUGCAAAGUGGUGCUAAUUCCCUUCUGACCUGAGUCGUGUGGCCAGAUCUUAGUAUCCUUAGGGAUCAGUUUGUCCCAAGAAAUAACUGGGAACUGUAAACUGAACUGUGAGGCCACCUCCUCAGGAAGGCAAUGAGAACAUGGACUGAAAUGUUGAAGAAGCUUAUGCUUGACAAAUAUUGGGGAAGGAAAAAAGAAAUGAGAGCCAUCCAAGAGAGAGAGGAGGAGAGCUGUUUGUACACAGCAUUGACCCACACAUUCACGGUCCUCAGGAACACACACAUGCAAAAGUGUAUAUGUACACACAUGCACAUAGCCCUUCUUCCUUUCCUACCCUCUCUCUCUCUCUCUCUCUCUCUUUGGAGCUGACAGAUGAAUAGCAAAGUUACUGCCAGAUCAAUGUACAAAAAUCAUUGAUAUUUCCUUAUAUUGUUGUGACCAAUAAGAAAGUGAACUUAAGAGACUAUCCAUAAAAGUGCCAGAAUAAAUACAGGAGGGCUAGGGUUAACAGAGAAAAUGGAAGCCUUGUGCCCUCACAUCUGCAUACAGCACCGAAAGACUAAAGAAAUGGAGCCACCUUGUGCUUAUGAAUCAGAGAUGAAAUAUUGUUGGACAGAUUUGAUAUAAUCCUCAUCAAAAUGCUAGCUGGCUUCUACAAAAAUUGAUAAACUGAUCCUAAAAUUCCCAAGGAGAUGGGAAUUGGGGUGAUCAAAAUGCUUCGGAAUUUGUGGUGGGUGCACGAUUCUGAGAACAUAUUGAAAAAUCACUGAACCAGGGGCUGAGGAGCUGGCUCACUCAGCGAAGUGUCUGCUGAGCAAGGAUGAGGGCCUGACUUCAGAUACCUGCCAUUCACACAGAAGCCAGGCUCAGUGGUGUGUGCCUGUAACCUCAGCCCCAAGGGAGGAGACAGGUGGAUCGCAGAGACUUGCUGGCCAGCCUAGCAGAUUGAUCAGCUUCAAGUUCAGCAAAGGUCUCUAUCUCAAAGUAAACAAGCAAAUAAAUAAAAAUAAGGUGGAGAGUGAUGGAGAAAAACAUCUGAAGUUGAGCUUUGGUCUCUACAUGUACAUGUGGAUAUACACACACUUACAUGCAAGCAGACACCCCUACACACACACACACAAAAAAAAAAAAAACCCACUGAACUAUAUUCACUUUGUGAAAAAAAAAAAAAAAAAGUUCAAGAGCCGAAUUCUGAAAAAAAACCAAAAUGAUGGAUGAAUUUCAUGGUCCAUCUUCCUUGGUCUUUCUCCUGUGACUCAUCACCUCCAAGUGUCUGAAGGAGAGGCUGGCUCUAUUCUGGCCUGUGAAAACUGUGAUCACCCUUAUCUGGCUUUAACAAAGGCCCAAGGGACACUCUGCAGCUGCCGUGCCCUGUCUUCUUUAGAACAGCAAUUCCCCAGGAGUCUCAAAGGUUUUGUUUAUCUGAUAAGCAUGCUCUCAAAUGUCCUCUCAGCCUUGAGGGCAGGAUAUGACUGUGUCUCAGAAAUACCUUCGGUCAUUAAAUUGAAAAGUGGCUUUCGGUCUGUGGCUGGUCACCAUGCACUCUGGAGCACCUUUGAAAUACCCAGACCCAUUUCUGGACUUACUGAGAUAUAUCAAGAGCACUUUCAAAAAGCCUCAAAUCUGCAGAUUCAGUUUGCCACCCCCCUCCCAAUUUCUAAGCGCAUUUUUCUUCUUCCAUCCUGCAGUAUUUGCCCAGACCCACACAUAUAUCUGUAUGUACACCUGUACACGUGACUGCGAGCCAUACAGUCCACUGUUCAGGGAGGAGGGAGGGAGCAUUGUGCCGCCUUGUUCGGCACCCACCAUUUAGGGCAAGCUGGUUGGCCCCAGCCGGAGACGGAGGCAAUGGCACUUAUGUACCCGGCGCCAUCGCAUAGUAGUCCCACUCCUGCGUUGCAGUAUCAUCACCAGCUAGUCCUGGAUCUUUGAGAAUCUAGCAGGGUUCUGAAGCUUUGGGGUGUCAGUGCCUAUGUUCUAGAUCACCCUGGGUACACAUACGGCAGGAGGGUGGGGCCUGUUGGCGUCUGUGUCUUGCAGCUGUCCCGAUCCCUUGUUGUUCACUGAGAAGUUGCCAUCCUUAGAGCCAACAGGGGUUGUGGUAGGGGUCAAGGGAACAGUGACUCAGCUAUUCCGACCAGGGGGCCACAGUGAUCCUGAGAGCCCCAGAGGGCAUGAAAACAUAUUGGCAUGCUGCGGUUGUCAUUCUACUUGAAAGCUCUAGCUGGUACCUUGAGGCUUGUUAUGGUUCUGACACCUGUGCCUAUGUCAUAAUAAGUGACAACUGCCUUCAUCAGCAACCUUGGAUUGGUUCCCCCUGUCCCAAUCUCACUGGAGAAUACUUUCACCUUUUCUUGUUAUUUCCCCAACCAAAGCUUAGGAUCUCUAGGGGUUCAAGACACUCCCCCAAUCCUGUGGCCUGUGUUCUCCUUCCUCAGAUACCCACACCUGACAUCUGCAACGUCCUUUCCUAUUUUCCAACCUGUUUCCAGUCCUUGUGCAGGGCUGGAGGUCGUAUUAAAUCGGAGCAUGCUGAAUGUUCUGGAACGUUUCAUUGUUCUGACCACAAGAAGUCAAGAGUGCAAACAGGGAGGGUUAUUUAGGCCCUGAAAAAAAAUCUACAUUUAAAAAUCUGUGGUCUUCUUUUGGGACAAACCUGAGUCAUCACUCCAGAAGGCAUGAGGGGACAUCAGUGCAGGCUGCCAGAAUGAUCAUCCUGGCUUCAGCGUGUAACUGUUUUGUAUUCAAUUGCAAUGAGAUGCCACUUAGCUCACAGUGUGAACACUUUGGCAUGGCUCUUCCAUGGACUGUGUGGUGCCCCGUGUCCCCUGCAUCUGGUGAGUGACUUGGCCAAUCCUGAAAUGCCUGCUUUACCAGCUGCUUCAUAAAAGGUGCACUUAAUAAACAUUUUUUUUCUAUAUA